Messenger RNA from Hydractinia symbiolongicarpus, 6621 nucleotides. RefSeq lists its product as uncharacterized. The coding region runs from base 311 to 907 and encodes 198 amino acids. The record is from RefSeq and is a predicted model, not a curated record. The transcript is spliced from 7 exons. NCBI's taxonomy places the organism in Eukaryota, Metazoa, Cnidaria, Hydrozoa, Anthoathecata, Hydractiniidae.
GAGCUCAAAUCUUCGUCUAGGGGCUUGGAAAUAGCAAAAUACGAUUUAUUCGCGUAAUAACGGAAUACGCAAAGAGUGAACGAUAUUACCACUUUUUGAGACUUUAUGUACAGGAUGUUUAGGUCGCAUUGAUAUAGAAAACACCUGUUUCGCUUGGGUACAUAACAUUUUGUACUUAAUAAAUUAGAAACGCUGGAAGGUUCAAAAAGGGACAACUUUGACGUGGUUUGACGUUGUUCUUGAACAGGGAGUUUAACCAAGGCUACCCUAGUCUGUAUAUAUAUAUAUAUUUGAAUAAAAACUUGCUAUUAUGUGGGAUAUACCAAACAUGCAAGAUAAUGAUGACGAGGAUGAUAUACCCAUUGGUAAUUUGUUUGCAAGAAGGAUGUUAUCCAGGCCCACAACAACAAGAAGUUACAGAAAUCCAAAGUCGUCAAACAACUCCGUAACUGACUAUGCUGAUCAAGAUUUGUCAAGUGAGAUCAAUGCCAUAAUUGGUGGCGCCCCAGUUAUUGAAACAAAAUGUAGUUGCAAAGGUUCCUGCCAAAAAAGGUGUGACUGUCGUAAAAUUGGGGUAAAAUGCACAGUUGGAUUUUGCCUAUGUGAUCCAUGUAAAUGCAAAAACUUCAGAGAGCAGGCUGCUGUAGUUAGUUCAAAUUUAGUAGAUGGGAAUAGUUACAAUGAUACAACUAGUAAUGGAUCAACAGAACCAGAAGAUGCAGUGGAAAAUAUUUCCUGUAAGUGCAAAGGUCGUUGUAUCCGAUGUCCUUGCAGAAAUAAUGGCAGCAAUUGUGAUGAUCAGUUUUGUGCUUGUGACAUAACAAAAUGUAAAAAUAAAAACGAAAUAGUAAGUACCAGCACAUUUCUGUGUAUAAUACCUAUAAAACAAAAUAUAAAAAAGUGUUAAUAAGUAUUUAUAUGUGUAUAUGGAAUAUGGUAGGUCACAUCCAAUAGAAAACGAAAAUAUAUUAGACCGGCUGAUGUUGGUGAUUUAUUAUCAAAAAGAUCAGCAGACACAAAGGAUGAAUGUGUUAAGUAUUGUGAAAGUCUUCAAAGCGAACAGUUAAGAGAAAUAUUAGCUGAUAUGGCAGAAAAAUCACCGAGCACUUGGAAAUUAGUGAAAUCUGACAUUGAGGGCCAUGGUAAUAGGAGAAGGACAGAGGACACCCCAGGCUGGUGUGUAUGUGGCCAAUGUAUAGAAAUGGAAGAAGAAAGGGAUCAAGUUUGCUGCCAAAAUAAUAUAAAGAACCAUGAAAAUGCUGAAUUCAGGCAUCUUAUUCUUGAUGACAGGGUUCUAGACCUUGCAAUGCGUGGAAACAGUGAUUGGCUUCAGUACCCAUUUGAUCCUGAAGAAAAUGCUUGCUGGCGAUACACUGCCUAUCGGCAGUACAUAAUGUGGUUUUGGGGACACUUAGGUAGUGGUAAUAGAAAAGUCAUACCCUCUUGCAUUUUACGAAAAAUCAGAGAACGUUUUCCUUCUGUAGAUGGAAUUUACAGAGGUUUUAUGGAUAGGUAUGAGGCUUUACGAUAAAAUAUAAAAUAAUGAAAAAUAUAGGCAGAAAAACUACACUACAUACCAACAGAUAAGAGUUAUUGGAGUUUCAUUUCUUCUCUUGCUUGAUGUUUUUCAAGUAAUAAUUCCAUGGGAGGAGCAGUUGUUGCAGCAAUAUUUUGACGUAAUGCUUUAGUACAUUCUCGUCCAAUCCCUACGCGAUUAACAUUUCCCCUGUCAACAUGACGUCUCCAUAGUAUUUCUGCCAUGAGUCCUAUAAUGCACAUAUAUAGAUAUACAUUUUUAUUCCUUUUUUAUAUAUACAUAUAUUUUACCAUAUGUUUUAGUUUUACAUAAUUUUAUUAUUGUAUAACUAUUGUUAAGAUAAUAAACGUUAGUUGAACUUAGAACAUACUUCGUAUAUAGAUAUAGUCCUUUGGUUUAGGUACUGCUACUAAAAACCAUUGCUUUGUCCUCUUUCCAUAUCUGCGGACAUAAACAAGUGAACCAUCUUUUUUUUGAAGCUGUCCUCGAUUUAAAUGACCGUUAAAGUCCAAAUAUGCUAAUUGAUGUCUGGUGAUGUAAGCAUCAUUUUUGUACCCAAUGCGCUUUGGACAGUAGGCUAACACUAAGUUAUGAAAUGCCUAAAUAAAAGUACAAAUCUUAGUAAGAAAACUCCUGUCCACAUAGCGUAUUUUUUUAAUUUAUUACAUAUACAACAUGUAACAUAAAAUAUAUUACAGUAACUUUUUAUAACAAAAUAUAUCAGUGUUAGUAACUCCUUUUACAAUGUUUACCUCUAAAAGACCUGUGUGUCGAUUUUUGGUGUAAUAUGCAAAGCUUUUUAGCCAAGAACUUUUCAUGACAUGCUUUCGAAUAAUUUCCAUAGAUGGUCCUGUUGGAUCUAACCAAGUUUUUCCUUCAGUAGGUUCUUCCAUAGGUUCGUGUUCGCAUUGUAAAUGGUCACCAGUUAUAUGCUUAAGUAAACGCAUCCAAAGAACUCGCAUUUUUAAUUCAUCCUCUUCACAGUGUGAGCAACAAUACCAAAAGUGAUUCCUUAUGGGUGCCAACCAAGGAUUAAUAAGUGGCUGCAGUUGUUUUUUCUUGGAGACCUAUAGUUCAUAUUAUAUUUGUACACUAUUGUAGUUUGUAUAAUAUAUUUCUGAUGGGUAUAAAAAAGUUAUGUUAUAUACCUCCUGAGAGAUUUUUUUUGUUAUUUUUCCUGCCUUAUGCCAUACAUCUAAACUGUGAUGUGUUGCUUUCAAUAUUGGUUCUUUUUCUACAAGUUAAUUCAAUAGAAUGUUGAGAACUGCUAGAAAAAAAGUUUAAAUAUAUAUAUAUUUAAAAAUCCUGACUUACUCAUCAAGCACUUUAUAGUUGCAUGAGCAUCAGUGCAUAUUUCAUCAAUUCUGAGAUCCUUUUUGCUGAUUAAGUAUUUCAUACCUUUCAUAAAUAAGUGUACUUCUAACUUCGUGGACUGAAGAUUGACCUAUCAAUAUUUUUUUUAGUUUACAAGUGUUUUGAAUUACUCAUGCAAUCAAAAUAGCAAAUAUCUUACUACCUCUCUUUUGUCACCAAAUUGCAUCAUAACUAAUUUUUUAGAUUGAUGAUCCAUGAAGGUAUAGGUACCCUUGGUAGCAGACCAACCAGGGGAAUCUAGCUGGCAGUCACCACAAAUGAUAACUUCGUCUUGAUGGGACAUGCUUUCAAUAAUGUCAUGUUCUAUAUCAUCAUAAGUCUGUUGCACUGCUGGACUUACAUAUAAUUUUUGAUUUUUAUAAAAGGUUGAAAUAUUAGGUUUUCCAAGUUGGACGAAUUUGCAAAAUCUUGAAAAUUGAUUUAUUUGACCACCUGACAAUACUAAAGCACUUUCGACAAUAUAAUUAAUAACGAACCCUGAACCAUAUAUGGGAGAUGAAUACCAAAAGUCUUUGUGACCUUUUAGACAUUUCCAAGUUAACUUGAUAGUAUAUCCUGAACAUAAUGUGAAUAUGUUAAGUUUGCUAUUUAUUUAGCAAUAAAACAUAUAUUAUAUAUAGAGAGGAUCUGUUCAUACCUAUAUAAAAGCUCUCUAUGUUAACAAUUUGUGCAUUACAGUCUUUUUCAUGACAGGUAUCCCCUAACAAGUAUUCUAACUGUCUAGUUGAUGCAAUGCAUUUAGGAUCGUCAAUUUUUUGAAAUUCGUCAUCCAAACUUCCAUAAUUACACCUAGAACACCAAUACUUUUGGCAAAACACUUGACAAACAUUUGCACAAUUCAUAUUUUUUUAAAUAAAUAUACAGUAUAGAAGGGACUGGGAGGGAUUCGAACCCUCAAUUAACGCUAAGCGUUUUCUCUACCAAUUGAGAUACACCAGCCCUAUAGCCAUAACUUAAUUUAAAUAUUUACCUAAUAUAUGGAUCUGAUGCCAAGUCAGGAUAUUCAAUUUCGUCAUCACCAAUGUCUUCCUGCCCUUCUGUUUCUUGGGCAAUUAAUUCUUCAACAUCAUCCAAUGUCACAUCCAAGGCUGAAACAUCAUCGUGGCUACAAGUAAAAUAUAUAUAAAUACACAAAUGAUUAUGUAUAUACCUUAUUAACCCAUAAACAAUCUAUAUAUACCUUGUAUCAUUUCCAAUAUCUUGGUCAUCAUUAAAAUUUAUUUUAGUUGGCUUUGCAGAUCUAAUUUAAUAAAAUAAAGCUUCUAAGAAAGCAUUCAAUUAGUAAGGACAAACAUAAUUAAAAUUAAUGUGUACCUUUUAAAACAGAUAGAAUGCUUUGGUUCUAAAUGUGGUGUUGAUUGGUUUAAAGGCCUAGUGAAAAAUAAAAUAUGUAUGAAAACAUUGGCAAAAGACUUGCACCUGCAAACAGUAAAGCUUUAAAAUCACAUAUAGCUAUAUAUAUAUCAUGCUUUCCAGAAACAAAUCAGCCAGCUACUCUUGUAGCUAUAUAAUUUACAAAUUUGCUGUAUAUACUUUAAUAUUUCCAUCGAUGGGAAAUUUGAAUCUUUUUUAGUACAUUCAAUCUCCAUUUCAGUUUUAGCCUUUUUUGAGCUAACAAUAACAGCACGUGGUGUAUCAUUAGGACCAGUUAUUGAAGACUUUGUGUUACUGCUGCUAUCAUAUGUUGGCGAAAGUAAGCAUGAGAGAGGUGAAGUAAAAGAAGUCGAUGAAUCUUUAGACGAGCUACUUGAUGACUGUCUUUUCUUUUUUAGUACUACAACUUCACCUAAAUAAAUAAAAUAAAAUUUUAUGUAACUUUCUAUAGCUAGCUAGAAGCCAUCAUGUCAAUAACUAUUUUUAUAAGAUAUCUGAUGUUUCUUUUUACUUUUAUACUAACUAAACUUAGCUGGCUAGGCAGUCUGACAAUCUGAUUAAAGUUAGAUCACAGUUUGCAAUUAUUUUCUUACUGCAUGGAGUAUGCACCAUUCUCUUUGAAGAGUUUAGUAACAUAAUACUGUUUCUGGAAUCUUUAUUGUGGUGUGCCCUCAAAACUUCAUGAACCCAAGUGAAGAAAUCUUGGUUGUAUAAAAACUUUAACUCUUCUUUUAGACGUAUUAAGUUCUCGUAGCACUCCUUUGCCUUCUCUCCAGUUCCAAGGUAAACUCUAUACUUGCUUCCCCUAACAAUCUUUGGUGCUUUUGAGGAGCUAGUGUGGUAGAAUAUUCUGCCCCCCUAGAAUAUUCUGCCCCCCCCGUAGUUGUGACUAAUUACUUUAAGUAUCAAAUAUUUGUCCGGCGAUUGCGUUAAAGAUGGCGGAGUUCGCUGUGCUGACUGUACACAAAGCUAUUAUAGGGAUAUAGACACUACAAAUCCAUCUUCAAAUUUUGUGUGACAAGUGGAAUAAAAUACAAUAAAGAAUAUAUUAAAAUAAAUGAAGACUGGAUCCGUUGACUAUUAAUUUUAGUGGUGCAGCCUUUUUAAAUUUGUAAAGGAUCAUGUUAGCAAUAAUAAAACAGACAAUUGGUUGGAAAAUAAGACUACGGCACAAACAGCUACAAUAAGAUCCAAAAGUAUAGGCAACGUCGAAAAGAUAUCACCUACAAAAUUGACCAAAUGAAUCGAAAAAACAAAGAUCACUAAAGUAUUGAUGAGAAUAUUUAGCUAAGCAAAUAGCUAAAAUGGGUAAUUCUGAUGAAAACUUUUUCUGUUCGGGUAAUGCUAGCAAAAAAUUAUUGGAUACAUUACAAACACAGAUAUUGUAUAGGAAGAUCGUAAAGGAGAAGGUGCUUGAGGGCAAACUUUUGUAGAUGGGAAAAAUGUUGAUGAUGGUACAAGAAAUAUUGUGUUUAAAAGUUUCCAAUGAUUUGAAAAAAUCUAUUGAAUAUUUUUAUAAUCAACUGUAGGAGAGAACUGAAUAAGUUUACAAAACACAAAAAGUUCUAAAAGUAAAAAAAGGAGCUUUUGUGUACAUAACAAGCAAAUGUUUGAAAGAAACGCAACGAAAAAAUUUGCCAUCUAUUUUUGCUAAAACCAUCUUACAUAAAAUGAAUAAUGAUGAGAAAGAUUUGUAUGUAACAACAAAAUUGAUUAUGAUUGCCAUCUUAAGGUGGCUCUUAAAUUGUCUCGUUGUUGGGAAAACCUUACAUAUAUAUUCAAUUAUCUUUUUAUUUCUCUGUAAAAGUUGUUUCUGUUUCCUUAACGAAAUUUUAAAGAAAUAUUGUUUUGUUCAAUUUUCUAUCAGUCUAACUCCAUUUGUUUUUAAGGAAAUUGUAAUGUUGCCAAGUGACAGUAAAUUUAUUCUAAUUUGUGUUUUGUGUGCAUAAGUUUAUAGCAAUUCUAUUAUUGUUACUAGGAUGUUUUAUUGUGUAUUCUCAAAUAGUUAUUCUUUACAUUUUUUUCUAGUUCAGUUACAUCUGUGAAAUGUCGACAAAAGUGAAACACCUAUUUUACAAUUUCAUACAAAGUAAAAAGUAACGCUAAAUAUUUAUUUUUGUCACUAUUGGAAAUAUACUUCAGGGUAUAUUAUUUUUACUAUUUUGUGUUUAAUUUUUUUUAGUUAAAUUUAAGUUUAAUUUGCCUUAAUAGUUAGUUAUGAGUUAGAAACCAAUACUAUCCUCAUAGACAAGAUGGUAAUAAACUGGUUAACAGUUGUUUAUCACUUUUUUAGUCAGAAAUGAAAACCCAGGAUGGGCUGUAGAAAGGAGCUUAUU